This is a messenger RNA of Acanthaster planci (crown-of-thorns starfish), 2305 nucleotides long. RefSeq lists its product as uncharacterized. Lineage: Eukaryota; Metazoa; Echinodermata; Asteroidea; Valvatida; Acanthasteridae. The record is from RefSeq and is a predicted model, not a curated record.
ACUUUUAUUACACAAAAGCCACCCAUUAUAUUCAGUUUAAAGUUAAUCCUUUUAUAAUUUGGUUAUCAUUUCCUUUCUGUUUCAUGUCUGUUAUCUUGGCUGACUGCCAAAUUAAAGAUAAGGUGAUCCAGGUUUCGCUGACUUUAAAUGCGACAUUUGAUCGCAUCAUGCAGAACAGGGAGAGGUUUACUGGCAAACUGAAGCAUUUCUUGGCGAUGAAAUUUGGGCUUUCAGCAAAUGCCAUGAGGGAUUUCAAGUUCCGAAAGGGAAGCGUCAUUGUCGAAUUCAAGGUAUCCAGCGAUGGCGUAACUGAUAUUGAUGAAGCGGUCAACAUGAUGGAAACUGAAGUUGCUGCGGGUGGAUUCAGCUUUGAAUUUGACGGCGAGAACCUCCAGGCAGCGCACGAUUCCUUCAAGUCUAAUCCUUACGAAGUUUCACCCCCUACCACUAAACCACCAAGGAACGACCUGGUUGUGUACAUUGUUAUUGGUGUCGUUCUCGCCAUAGUGGUCAUCAUAAUCUUUGUCUCCCUGAUAUACUGCGUGUCCAAGAGCAAGAAAGAGGCAGCGAAGAAGCAGAAAUCAGAGAAUCUGGAAUUCCGUGACUACGAUGGUGGUUACGACAACAAGAAUUACAAGGCCUAAAUACACUGACUUCUGGAGGACAAAGUGACCUAUGUUUACAUACAUGGUGAUUGCCAUCCACUAUCAACAUGCACAAACACUACCUGUCUACGUAGUAUAGCAUGAAUGAUACUUAAAAUAAAAUUAACCCAUCAAGCUCUACAUUCCAUGUAAAAAUAAAUUCCAUGUUCAAAUAAACGUAUCUAUAAAUGAAUGAUGCAAGCACCUUUGUUGACAGAAAAAAGCAUGUAUCAAUAAAAACUAGCAGCAACAUGGCUCCUUGUAUGAAAUGGUAAACUUUAAUUUGUCGUCGUUUUUGCGAAGAUCAGACAGCUGAUAUAUGGCAGCUGCAUGCUAUGAUAUUGUAGACAGUGGAAAUUAUAUGUAACCUUAAGAAAAUUGAUUUAUUGGUUAUUUAGUACAUAUAUCUGUAAGCAUAGGUUGUGGGAAAUGCAUGGAUAGUUUAAUAUUCUUAUUUUAGGAAGCUUGCUAUUGAUGUAACAUUAUGAAAAGCUAUAUCACACUUGCUAUUAAGAAGGUAUAAAAUUUAGAAAGACAAGGCAUUAGCAAUGCUUUGAAAUAAUGGAGCUAUUGUAUUACUACAACACUGUCAUUGUUGGACUGCAUGUUUUCACCAUUUUAAAGAGAUUUGGCAUAGGCCUAUACAUUUUCUUGAAUGCGUCUGUAUGUUGGUUCUUCACGUACCAAUGUGUGACGCAGUUUGACCGAAACACACGUAGUCGCUUCAGGAGGCUCAUGGGCUAAGGCAGACCUGUGAUACCCGGGGUGUACAGAGAGUAGACUUUUAGGGAAAUUUGAGGAAAUAUUCAAGAAGAAAAUUGUUCACAAUUGUCCCGACUUUUAUCAGGCACAUAAUUUUGGAAAAUUAGGCUUUAAUGAAACAAGGACCCCGAAUGUCAUCCGCAAUACCAGGCAGAGGGUGCAACAAAGAUUCAACUAUAAGUACAUAUCUGCAAAUGAGAACUGUUCUCCGAAGUCCUUGGGUUCCAAAACACUUCCUCCUUGGAAUUUGUUACCUGAGACAUUGUGCCCCGACUUUACAACAUUUCAAGGAUCGCAUACUGGAGAUCGAGCUGGCUGAUCUGCUGAGAUGUAGCAAAUAAUUAGUUUGCACCGACUCCUUGCGUUGCACAAACUGUACGGUAUAGCGGAUGCAGAGAAAGAUUUUUAAUAAAGACUGGUCCUGAUCCCUAUAUGGAGCACGCGGAGUACUCCAUCGACGCGGCUGCCGCCCAAAGCAACAAAGCUUAUACCUCUUGUAAUCACCAUUCACGUUCGAAAUUUGUUGUUCAUAAAUGCACGUCAUAACGAGUGAUCUGUCAGUGUAUUGGUAUUUCAAUAUAACAAUUCGUCAACAAUGUAUUUAGGGAAGACGUUUUUUUUUGGCAGAUUAUGAACUUUAUGGAUAGAGUUUAUUAGUUUUUUUAUCUUGUUUGAAAGAAAUUAAUUUUGUGCGACAAACGUUUUUUCCAAAAUACAUACACUAUUAAACGUUUAUAUAAGCUUGCUGAAUACUAUUAUCCUUUUAAUGCACUUGAAGACGUAGCUUGCAUGUAAGAGUUACAAUAAUAUGCUAAUGUUUAAAUUCUAGGUUUGCGUUUUGUUACGUGUUAGACAGCAAUAAAAUUUGGAGCAAUUUCAAAAGCAAAACGUUGUCAAAA